Messenger RNA from Fundulus heteroclitus (mummichog), 9290 nucleotides. RefSeq names its product nucleolar protein 4-like. Bases 647 to 3004 code for a protein of 785 amino acids. The transcript has 11 exons. Lineage: Eukaryota; Metazoa; Chordata; Actinopteri; Cyprinodontiformes; Fundulidae. The record is from RefSeq and is a predicted model, not a curated record.
UCCAACAGGUGUCAUCCACCAGCCGAAGGAGCGCCUGGAGAAAGACGGGCGAACUGGACCGACCGUUCCGCCCGUGUGCCUCCAGUGAGACGGAGAAAGGUGACAACCGAAGCCCUCCCGUCAUUUCUCCCUGAAAGGAGGAAGAGGCUCCCGGUGGUGGAGGAAGGGGGAGGCGCUGACUGACAUCCCCCACGGGACAGGGCCGCCCCGCGCCGCGCCGCGCCGCUAACAGGUGUGCCUGACGAGGACGCGCCGCUCAACCGCCCCGGUGCGUCCCGGUUCCGCCUUCCUGCCACAUCUGCAGGGGUCCGGAGCGAGGCUGCUGGGCCAAGGAGUUCAGCGGAGGCAUCCCGGCGAGAGCUUGGUGCUUUGCUGCUUUAUUCGCGGCUGGUGCGUAAACAGCAGAGAGGAGGAGGAGGAGGAGGAAGAAGGAGGAGGCGGCUGGGUCCAAAUUAUGGCUCAUUCCCCCUCGGAAAUUGAAGCAAUUUCUGAGGAUGAUAGUCGGGAGCAUUUCACGGGCUAGAACCCAUUUUAUUGCCUGAGAACAACCCGCUCCGGACGGACUUCCACAGUUUCUCAGUUGGACUCGAACCAAAUUCCUAGAAAUUGGCCGUCACGUCAAAGUGGGUCAUCUGUUAUUUCUACUAUGGCAACGAGAAAAUGCGCCGUGGGCUCGGUCCCGAUCUCCUCCUCCACCACCACCACCAAGCUGCAGACCCAGACCCAGCACAGCAGCCGGAGUCCCGCUGGAGCCGACGGGGCACCGGCCGAGGCGGCGGAGAUGGUCGGGGAGUUCCGGGACUGGUGCCUGAAGACGUACGGGGACUCCGGCAAGACCAAGACGGUGACCCGGCGCAAGUACAACAAAAUCCUCCAGACGCUCCUGCAGGAGGGCGAGGAGGACGGCGGGGCGCCGCAGCAGCAGGAGAGAGAGGCGGCCGGCCACCACAUCAACGCCAAAUUCAAGUUCUGGGUCAGGUCCAAGGGCUUCCAGGUGGGCCGGAGCGGGCCGGCGGACGGGCCGGUGCUGUACGUCCCAAUCAAAGCCACGAGCGUGGACGGCGUUUCCGGUGGAGACUCGUCCCUGAAGCGGGUGGCGGUGGUGGAGGAUUUCUUCGAUAUAAUAUAUGCCAUGCACGUUGAGAUCGGCACCGAUCCUGGAAAAACACCCAAACACGCGGGUCAGAAGAAGACAUACAAAGCAAUAGCCGAGACGUACGCCUUUCUGCCCCGGGAGGCGGUGACCCGUUUCCUGAUGAGCUGCGGGGAGUGUCAGAAGAGGAUGCACAUCAGUACCACCGCACAGGAUUACAAAGAAAACAACAGACCCGCCUCUCUGGCUCCGGAGGCGAUAGACUUCAACGUGCCUCUCACCACCACCUACAUGAAACAGAUGAAGCUGCACUUGAUGAGCAACAACAACCAGGAUGACAGUUCACUGAGCAGUGAGGAGGAGGCAGAGAUGAGCGAGCCCACGUGGCUAGCACCGGAUCUGGGAGCAGUAUCGGACCUGAGCCCAGUGAGCCGUGGGGAGAGGAUGCGCCAUAGUCCCCAGAACAUCCACAGCAAGGACGACGACGAUGAUUCGUCGUCAGAAAGCGGCAGUGGGAACGGCCUGCCCGCCCUGACCCCGCCCACCUCUGCUGUGACGGACGGUGCCAUGGUCCGGGAAACGGGGGUCGUCAACGGCAGCGGUGGCUCCGCCCCGCUGGACUUCAGCAGGCCGACCUCUUCCUCCUCGUCGUCCGAGGACCAGCAGCCGGUGAACCUGAGCGAGCCCCCCCCUCAGCGCCUGCCCUUGUCUACCUCACACCUGCCCAUCACCGUCUCGGCGGCGGCUGCAGCGCUGCUCGGCGCUCUGCAUCCCAACGCACCCGAGGAGCUGCGGAGGAAGUACCCGCUGGCCGCCAAACCUCCCCUCGCUCCGCUUCCGGCCCUGCCUCUGCCCCACGCACACGCCCCCAGCACGCACGCUGCAGAGCUGCGGCUGGACCGAGACGGCAGGGACUACGGCAGCAAGUCCCCACAGUACAGCUCAGGAGGCAGCUACGACAGCAUUAAGAUGGAGCUGAGCGCAGAAGACCUCACAAUCGGGCGCCAUGGCACCCAGGUCGCCCCCGACGACGACGACGAUGACCACGACGACCACGACGACAACGACAAGAUCAACGACACAGAGGGCGUCGACCCUGAGAGAUUAAAGGCCUUCAAUAUGUUUGUUCGUCUGUUUGUGGACGAGAACCUGGACCGGAUGGUACCGAUCUCCAAGCAGCCCAAGGAGAAGAUCCAAGCCAUCAUCGAGUCCUGCAGCAGACAAUUCCCAGAAUUCCAGGAACGGGCCCGCAAGCGCAUCCGCACCUACCUCAAAUCCUGCCGACGCAUGAAAAAGAACGGCAUGGAGACCCGCCCGACACCACCGCACCUCACCUCCGCCAUGGCUGAAAACAUCCUGGCUGCCGCCUGCGAGAGUGAGUCACGCAACGCCGCAAAGAGGAUGCGUCUGGAGGUCUACCAUGAGGAGCAGAUAUCCCUGGAGAAGCCGUCCAGCGGCGGUGGCGGCGGCGCUCUGCGGGAGCCCGUGUCCCUCGCUCAUUCUGCCUACUCCUUGGCUGCAUCAGCCUUCCCCUCCCAGGACACGCAGCUCUACAUCAACGGCGCCGGCCUCAGCUACGGUUACCGUGGAUACCCGGGCCUGAGCGCUGCCAUUCAACACCCCGUCUCCCUGACGACCGGCGCCGCCGCGCAGAGCAACGGUCCCACAGACCUCAGCAUGAAGUCUCUCUCCUCCGCCAACAUCAGCUCCUCCUCUUCCACCGCCACCACCAACAACAACCUCAGCGGGCGGGGCGGCGGAGGCGGGGGCGGAGGGGGCGGGGCUUCCGCGCAGCUCAGCCAACCGGAGAUCACAGCCGUGCGUCAGCUGAUCGCGGGUUACCGGGAGUCGGCGGCGUUCCUGCUUCGUUCGGCCGACGAGCUGGAAAACCUCAUCCUGCAGCAGAACUGAGGCGGAGCGCGCACACACACACACACACACACACACACACACACACACACACACACACACACACACACACACACACACACACACACACAUGUUAUGCUUGUUCAGUGUCGGCUCGGCCUGUCAUGAACUCCAGACCUCCUCUCGUCUUUCUUGUCCCACCUGCGAUUCCGAUUCGUCGUCCUCCGUCUGCCGUCUCUGCUGAAAUGCGGCUGUGGACGGGAAAUCUGGAACCUCAUACGUAUAAAAAGAGGAAAAAGAAAACCAGAAGAAGAAGAAGAAUCUCCCCACAACGAACCAGUCCUGCUUGUGGGAACUAAUUUGUGCAGGACAACGAGGAGCAGGUAGCUUGGACUCCGGAGGAGCUCGCUCCUCACAAUCAGCUGUACAGAGGAUGUGGAGCAGGAGGAACGACUGAUGAUCCUGAAAGAAAACGUCCAGAUUUCAGUAGAAACGGGAUUUCUUUUUAUUUUCCAGGGAUGUUGUUGAAGCUCUGAUCAUUAACUACUUAAACUAAUAUCUGAUGAGUCCCAGAUUGACUUUUUUUUUUUUUUUUAAAUGAGCAGCUGCAUUUGUUUGCUUCUUUAAUUAAUUAAUUAAUUUCUCAAAAGUCCGCACCAGGAUUCCUGAAACCCCCAGAGAAAGUAAGGAUGGAUCCCGGUGAGAGAAACCUUUUGAUUUGGGAGGAGAAAGGUUUAUUUUUGGUGUCUGUUCUUUGAGCUUGCUUGUACAUAUUUCAGCACUUUUCUCUCUCCUCAAACCUCCCGGCUCACUGUUUUUACCCAGGGAGCAACUUGCUACUUACUUAUGCAUCCAAGACGCCAUAGUUUUGAGCACCAGGAAUUACCUCAGAUCACACCUGCCGACUCUGCUCUACGUUCCCUCGCGUCCCCGACCGCAAGCUAGUUUACUCCGACCCCCCCCCCCACUCGCUGAACACUGAACUUUUGGUUCCUCUCUGCGGGUCCGUUGGCGUGCUGCUGUACAUAACCGGUUUAUCUUUGAAAACUUGAAGAACCCGAGCGAAAGCCGGCAGGAGUGUGCGUCUGUGCGAGAUAGUUUAGUCCUUAAAGGGGAGAAAAGGUGUGUGUGUGUGUGUGUGUGUGUGUGUGUGUGUGUGUGUGUGUGUGUGUGUGCCGAGGGGACGGGGAGGAAGGGGUAUUUCCUGAAUCCUUUCUCCUCUCCUAACAAACACCUCAGCAUCAUCUGGUUAAAUAUACCUCCUCCUUCCCCUCCUCUCCACCUCCUUUUCGUGGACCUACACCUCCUCCUCUUGGUCUCGGGGCCCCGGCUUCGUGGGACAGAGGAGAGGGGCGCUCUCUCUCUCUCUCUCUCUUUCUGUGUUUUGUCUUUUUAAACUCUGAAACGGCCAUUACUAUUGUUAAUGUUGUUGCUGUUAUUAUUAUUAUUAUUCCUACUAUGAUAAUUAUAUGAAUUUCAUGUCGCCGCUGCUAUUGAGAAACCGGACCUUCUGCCACAGACCUGAAACCUCAGCCUGGCCCUGUGGAGACCACCGGGACUCUGUUUGCCCCCCCGGUCUCACCCUGACGGGCCGACUCCUUUUUGCUUCAUAGGGCUUACUUCAUGCUUUCAUGCUGUGUUUGUGACUUUCUAACUGUGAAUCUCUGUGUUUUUUUUUUGUUUUUUUUUGCCUUUACGUCUUAUUGUUCCUGUAUUUCUUCCUCCGGGGGAAGUUCUGCAGCCUAGAUACAACUCUCUCCGUCAGAACCUCAGACACUCCAACCUGUUAAUGCUUCAGAUCGGCCUUGAAGGCCAAAAAAACGGGGCGUGGCUCAUUGGUUCAGAACAGGGUCUGAUGGGGGGCAUAAAGUGACAACGGUUUGGUUUGCAAGGAGCUGGCACGUCUCAGAGAGAGCGUUAGAGGUCGCAUGAAGACUAAACUAAACUACAAAUUUGUCUAAACUGCAACGUCUGUGCAGCUUCUGGUCCUUCUGCACAUGAUGGCACCUCUUCUGCCCUCUUCUGCCCAUUUCUACAUGCCGGCUCCUCGGACGGGCGCUGAAUCCCUGAGUUACCCAUCGCCGGUCUGCGUGUGGACCAGGUCGUGCCUAAUUUGGGCCGUUCCUCUGAAGCUAUUUAAGGUUUGAUUAAGCCACGGCGGGUCUUGUUGCUCUUCCAGGUAAAACAUACAGCCGGUUUACUCCCGUUUCACGUCUCUGCAAAGAUAAGCGCCACGCUUUAUGGGCUCAGUUGUCGUUGACUGUCCGAAAUAAGAGCUCCGUCUCAGAAUGAAGGUAUUUCCCAAAGUAUAAACUUAUUUGGAUCAGUGGGUCGGACGGAAACUACCAGAGGAGCAGUUGUACCCUUAGCGUCCGUUAGCUUGACCUGAAGCUGGCUGGUGUCUAAGUCUGAAGUCAAAGCUGCUCGGCCUAAAAAAAACACUUUAUAAGGCCUUUGGGGAUAAUAUGUAACGUUAGCAACAAGUAGCUUUAGUUUGCUCGUGCAAAAAAACAGCUAAGUUAAUGUUCUGCUGCAUUUUUUUGAAGUUUGUUGACUUUAGCCGUGAUGCAUUCAGGUCGCGUUGUUAAAUUUGGCUUUUUGGUUUAAUGCCGCUGUGGUUAUUCACUCAUUCUGUUGCACAGUGAGCCCGACAUCAGCGAUCCGUCGUGUUAAACGGGAGGUUCCUAAGGUUGUGUGAGUAAAGCUUUUCCUGGAGAGAACACCCCCCCCCCCCUUUAAACCUGCUGGAGAAACUUGUUUUUUAGGCACGCAGUUGAUAAUCAUAGAAAAUGUUUGCCAUAUGCUUUCUUUCUUUCUUUGUUUGUUUGACAGGCAGCGGGUAGUGGCAGUCCUUAAUUUAAGGCUCUUUUAUGGGGAAUUACAGAUGAUUAUGUUCAGAAGAGGGGAGGAUUGCUUUCAGUGCACUUAUCUGUGAGUGGAAAACUUGAGGAAACUUUGCAAAAGUGAGAUCAGGUUAGAAGGAGAGCGAAAGAAAGAAAUGUGCUGUUAGUUCUGACAUUCUGUGCUACAGAAUAUGGAAGAAUCCACCAGGGCGUUUAAAACCGUGUAGCAGAAAUCCUACAUAACAGUUAAUCAUCCUGGUGUUUCAGUGGGAUUUUUUAUAAAAAUUUUUUUUGAAAGUUGCUGCUUUGGUGGAGAAUCUGGUUUGGCCACAGCCAAGGUGGAAUAGUUGGGAAAAGUAUUUUUACCGCUUUUUCCAACCUCUCCUUCUUCACACCGGAUGAAGAAACCGCUACGUUGUGUGACGCAUCCGAGCGCUGUUGGCUGGAAAUCUGCACGGUGGAAGAUGGCGCCCCACGAUGCUACCACCGCGGGUUUUACAAUCGCAUUUCCACAACCUUGUCAAGCUCUGGUGUGAAGUAAAGGUCGUCUGAGCCAACCCGGUAUGUAAUCCUGCUGUCGGAGGUCAGCCGUCUCAUCGAGAGCGUUGAUAACGUGCUUAGAGAGCAACCGGCACGCCGUGGCACGAUGUGGGUGUGUCUGCAGGGUAGGUUGAGCUUAGGGUACGAUUCUGCUGUGAAUCGACGCCCGCUGGGCUAGUUCUGCUGCAACCAGGCCCGCCACAGGGUGCCAAGCCCCAGCUCACGGUUACACUGCCACCGCCAACUCCACGCUCAACCAAAGGCCCUGAUAUGCUGCAGCCAUGGCUAGAAAACCACCACAACUUUGCAGGAGGCUUUGGUGGCCUCUAAUCUGUCCGGAUUGGGUUCUAAAAGUUUACCUCGAAAGCUGAUGCCCACAGCACUGCCCCCCCAACUCAAAAAUUAUCAAAAGGAUUACAGAAAAAAAAAACACAAACUGUGUUAAAUACAACAGAACAAGACAUAGCAAAGGACAAUCGAUAGAAAGGUGGAGCCAUAAUCGACGCGUUUGAGCUCCAGAAGUCCAGCGGCAAACUCCCAACACAGUUCUAUCGGACUUUUACUUUUUAAUACAAGUCUUGUUGAAGGGUGGCGCAAAGCAUUUUAUUCCCCGUCCUCCGUCUUUAUUCCCAGCAUGGACCUGACCGGCAUCAUGUCCUCUGUCAAAGGGCAAACUGAACGCGUUUAUUCUUUAUUCCUGCACCAAAAUGCAUUAAAGUUUGAGUAGGUCAACCUUUCAAGGAGGCAUUAUCGGUAUAAACUUUGUGCUUGUGCACGUCUAUGACCCCCUAAGGAAGUGUAUUUUAUUUAGUUUACAGAUUAGAGGGCAGCAGGGACACAGUAAUGUCAGGUUUUUUUUGUUCCUGCUGAUUCCUUGAGGCGAUCUGGGAUGAAAAGGAGCGACUGGACUUAUCGAACACUGAAGAAUCCAAGAGACGUUUAAAACUUCACAACAUACUUAGAUAACUUUAAUAAUCGUUUUGUCCUUUCUCUUUCGUGGUACAACUUCAGUCUAAAGCCAAUAAAAGAUUUAAGUAUUUUUUUGAGGACCUACCUCAGGCCAUUAAGGCUCUCUUGAUGCUCCGUGAGGAGGAUCCCGUUGUGCUCUGCAUGAGAACGUGGAAAACCACUCAAUCAACACCCGGCUUUUCCUGACUAUUUUCAACCCACAGCCUCUCUACAGUCUGGACGCCCCUCCAUUUACCAGCUUAGUCGUCCACUUUGACGAUGCCUGGCCGGCUUUGUGCUCGGUCAAAUACCUUCAGGACCUAAAAUGCUUCAUCGCAUGAAACAAGUAGCCCAGUUCCUCCUUAAUAUUCACCUAAGGACAGCAUCAAGAACCUGCAAAGGUCUUGCAUCUGCUUUCUGGUUGAUUUUAUUAUUAUUAUUAUUAUUAUUAUUAUUAUUAUUAUUAUUAUGUCUAAGUAUGAUCUUCAUCCAGUGUGAAGUAGGUCUUAGGAGAAAAUAUUUAGUAACAAAACCUUGAUCGCUAAUGUCUUAUAUUAUCACAAAUGAAAAGCUUUUAUCACUGAAGAAAAUCCAACAGUCCGCAUUUGUUUAGCUGGUUUGCUAACAAACACUUCCAAAGGAGGUAUAAAAAAAACCCCUUUUGCUAGGAGGGAAUGGUACGGAAGAAUGAAGUGAAACCUGUCAGUCUACGCUCUCCUGUGAAAAAUGAAAGCCGUGUUCAGUGUUUAGAAAACGCCUCACGCUGGGCCUUGAUACAGAGCGUGAUGCCGGUUGGCUCCUUUUUAGACGACGCUUUGCUUCAGACGUAUUCCUCAACAUACAAACGUAUAGAAAAAGUCACAACAGCCUAUUUUUUAUGUGCUGUACUUACAGAUGAGAACUGAAAAGGUCUUUCUUUCUUUCCCUCUUCGCCUGACUUUAAGCCCGCAUUCCUGAUUGUCUUGAUUUCUUCUGCCAGGCCUUCUUGUGAAGCCAAUGUGAAACCUGUAUCUCCCUCAUUUGACUCAGUGGAAGUGUGAUGUUUACAUGUACAGAUUUCUGCAAAUCUCCCUGGCUUGAUUUUUAAUUUAAUUUAAUUUAAUUUAAUUUUUUAUUUGCUUCCUUCCCCCUCCUCCGUCCAUCUGCCCAUCCUUUACACCGAAGGGAAAGGUGACUUGGUUUAAAACGCCACAAUCAGCAUCUUGGCUGCGCACCUGCUAAACGUGCAGAGACGCCACCCAGCGGACGCUGAUCUUAUCUGGGGUUGAAAUGUGUGUCGGUUUGUCUCCGAGGGCGGGUGGGCACAGAAUCACAGCGGGGGGGCCGAAGAGAUUCCCCCCCAUGCUGGUGUAACCCAGUCCAGAGGAGAGAACGAAUUCCUCAGCGAAUGAUAAGCCAUUACAGACCCUGCGUGUCGGGUCUUUUAGUCUAUUAGUAUAUUUAGCAGAACUUUAAAAAAAAAAAACCUCAACCUCAGGAAGACAUUUUUUUGUAAAAACAAACCCCACUGAAGGCCCAUUUCCCUGUCUCUUUGAUACCAUAUAAAUAAUAUCAAAACUUCUUUUUAUAUUUAUUGUGUUUAUUAUAUUUACCAGUGGAUACCCUUUUUUUUCCCCUCCCAGUACCCGUGCUUGAAUAUUUGGAUUCUCUAGACAAAAGCCUUGAUAUAAAACACAUGAAGGGGGGAAAAAAUAAAAAUAAAAACUGGGUGUAUUUGUUUUUUUGUUUUUCUCCUAACUGCCUUGGAGAGGUUCGUUUUGCCCAGAAACGAGAACAUAUCACUCUGGUCCAUGAUGACGAAAAAAAAAAGAAACAAUGUUUUAAAAAAAAAAAAAGAGAAACUUUACUUUGUGUGAUGUCAUUGCUAAGGCUGAAAUGUUCCUGGACUUGAAAGAUUUGUGACCGUUUUAAGUUUGUUCAUUUUGUUUUUGCUCCGUUUCCUCCUGAGCUGUACGUCACAAAGCUAAAUAUACUAAUAAAACUGUGUGCUAAUUAUA